Messenger RNA from Branchiostoma belcheri (Belcher's lancelet), 14567 nucleotides. RefSeq names its product probable E3 ubiquitin-protein ligase HECTD4. The record is from RefSeq and is a predicted model, not a curated record. Gene Ontology annotation, molecular function: ubiquitin-protein transferase activity. Lineage: Eukaryota; Metazoa; Chordata; Leptocardii; Amphioxiformes; Branchiostomatidae.
GUGAAACAGGUGCAGGACCCCGAGGCAUGACGGGAUAGACCGUCCCAGCCAAGAUGGCGGACAUAUUGUUGUGUGAAACCAGAAUUUUCUGAUUUCGGUCCCGACAUUUCCGAAAGCAGGGUUGUUAAACUGCGAAGAUGGCUUCGAGCGGUCCCGACAACUCCCAAUGGCUGUCGGUUACCGAGGAGACGCUGUUCCUGCACGACGGGCUGAUCAGGGUCACUGACCUCGUGGAGCUGCCGCAGGACGUCCAGGCCGGCAACGCAACGGCCACACCCGACAACGGACACGAGGUGGUGACGUUUGACUCGAAGAGCCCGGCUGAGCUGUGUGAGAAACUUCUCGCCGUCUGCGGGAACCAGAACAACGAGUACUCCCUGCUCCUGGAGUACCGACUUAACGCGCUCCGGGGGCUCUGGGUCGCACAGAGGCAGCAGCAAGGCGAGGACCAGGCCGACCAGGACGGACUGAACCACGAGGAAACACUCGCUCUGCUGAAGAAACAGGGGAUAUGGCAGCCGGGGGAACAGGUGUCCUUCUCCUCUCGUGUGAGCCUGCUGCUGAUUUUCCCCCUGCUGAAGUCCCAGAGCCGCUCGGACCCGAGUCUGUGCUGCAUGACUGCAGAACUCUUGCUGCAGUGCCUACGAGACUGUGCUCCUCUCAGCCUGACCAAGGAGCCUUCAGACUGUCUGAACGGACUGGAAAGUCUUCUCUGCUCCUGGCUGGAAGAGGGGGAGGGGGGCGCCAGUGGGCCAGUACAGGACGUACAGCAAAGAGAGAAUGCUGCAGCAGCUCUCGUGGCCUUGGCUUGUGCACGAGGUUCUCUGAAGACCCUGCUGCACACCGUACACCUGUUGCAGAGACUGCAGACCACGCUGUCGCCCCUCCCCGUAGCCGAGCUGCUGUUCAAGCUCCUACAGACAGAGGGCGGUCCUGGGCUGACCACGUCCUUAUUAGGCAGUAAGCACCUGCUGUGCUGGGGCUUCGAGGACAUGCUCACCAACAUCGACAAGGGGCCGGACGAUAAGGAUAAAGACACGGAGAUCGGGCGGAACCUUGCGUGUGACGGCUGCUUCCUGUACACGACCAACUCGGAGGGCCGCGGACUCAGCAAGAUCGGCUCUGGGCUGCAUGGGACUCUCAGAGGAUUCCUGUAUGCCCGAAACCCCUCGUUGGAGCAGGGCUGGGUGGUGUGGGGGGGCGGCCGCCUGGUGCACCGACCGGCAAACUUCGACGGGAAACAGAAAAUCCUGCUCAACAUCCUCAGUCCACACACCUUACAGUGUAUAGCGUCCGUUCCCGCGCCUGAUGAAUACGUUAGCGGUUCGGCCGUCACAACUCUCGCUCUCACCAGUGACGGCGUAAAUUUCUACUGGGUCUGGAGCCCGGCCCUCGUCUCCGACAAAAACGUGCGAAACCCACCGGUGUACAUGGAUACAUUCAGGCUACAGGACGAGGACGGUUCUGUCAUUGCCGUUGCCAUGGCAACUCGCGUGACGCUGCAGAGGAAGGAAGGCGACACGUCAAAGUCGCUGAACGAGGCUCUUCUGUCCCGCCUGCGCCCGUACACACGGUCAACCUCGGCGGCCUCUCUCAUCGCACUGACGGGGGGCAACACCACGCCUACUGGGGGUGCCAGGGAGGAAACCUCCACUGCCAGCAGUUGUGGGCUGAGUCUGAAGCUCCUGCGCAGGACGCCUAUCUACACCUGUGGCAGCACCCUGGUCAUGCUCACAGCGCCCCCGGGCAGCAGCUCCAGUACUGCAGCGAGAUCCUUAUUUGGCAGCGGCACCAGCCUAUCAUCUCUCAGAGUCCUGGCCACCAGCCUGUGUUUCAGCACGGCCAGUGGACAGUACACAAACCGGUGUGAACUGGUCGAUGCUCCCACAUGUUCCCUUGCUAGAGGCGCCGGCGUGCAGGGCCUUGGUGUGUGUUACGAUGCUGUGAAUAACCUGAUCUGGACGUGUUCUGGAGACUGGGUGGACCAGUGGCACAACCCGGGAAACCAGGCUCCACAUCAUGUCUGCAGGAGACUGGGCAUCGAUACGGACAUACAGGAACCUCCCCAGGAUAACCUUGUGGCGUGUCCCGAGGUCAUCAACCAGCUGAUGCGGCACGUGGGGUUCAGCUGCUGCCACCAGCUGACCUCUGACCUCCUGAACACCGUGCUGGGGAAGAUUCUGCUGCAGCAGCCCAACAUCGACACCCGACACCUCGGCUGCGUCUGCGACAUUCUGGACAGCGCAGUCAGCACACAGGACAGCAGGCUGACCUUGUGUGUGCUGAUCGUCCUUCAGGUGAUUUUUAAAUCCUUCAUCUUCAAGAAUGAGUCAGAGGAGGAGGCGGCACUCGUGAAGAAGACCAGGACGUUGGUGUGGAGACUGCUGACAACGUCGUCCUGUGCUAAGAUACAAGAGGAGGCAGCAAACGUCUGCAGUGCUGGACAGACAGUUCUGUACCCUGAAGAGGAGGAGCAGAACAAAUUGCUGAAACUGCUGCUGCUCGAAGGAGAAGACAAAAGUGGUCUGGGGAAGCUUUUGUUGUUCUGCCCAGGAGAAGAUAAAAGCGGUCUGGGGAAGCUGCGGGAUCUGAUCCUGUUGGACCUGGCUGAUCAGCUGACCCACCCUCCGCCAGCCAGUGACAAGACGACCCCUCCUCUCAGCAGGCUGAAGGAUGAUCUGGUGCAGCUGAUCCUGAAGCUGUGUGUGCGCGAGUCGUGUGUUCUCCUGCGGACGUGCGUCACAGCAGAUCAGCAGGAGUUCAACACCAUCGUGUCCUCUGUACCGAAAGCGUCCCCGUGCCUGCGGUACAUCAUGGCCCUCCUGUCCCAUGUGAUGAGCUCUAUCGUGACCGUCAGCCUCGACAAACACGGCAGCCAGGAGGAGAACAGGACCAACAAGCUGCACGAGAUGAUCCAGGGGACGGUGUUGGGACUUGCCACGAAGGUCCUGCUUGGAUGCCAGGAGGUUCUGGAGGAGCUGCUGGACGUUUGUCGCUCCUUCUCCUCCGGCAGCGGGGAGGACCGGGAAUGCAGGUUCCAGGGCCUGGAGCGCGUUGCCAAGGCAACGGUUCUGGGGCACCUCCUGCCGGUGCUGAUGACAUCACUCACCCACGGCAACCUGAAGUACCUGCCGCUGGCCGACGCCCUGAUGCCCCAGCUGGUCCAGCUGGUCGUGCUGUCCAGCCAGUGUGCGUUGCUGCUGAAGCCCCAGGCUUGCCGGCCGGGUGCAGAGGAGCCGCCCCCCACCCCCACCUCCGACGUGGUAGAGCUCAUCGGGGGAGGCAAGACAGAAGAGGCAAAACACGAUAGCGAGGAUGACGCCGGGUUCCUGUUCGGGGUGAAGAUUCCGGCUCCGUGGGCGACCGGGAAGUCGGUGGAGUCCAUCCACCCCGUCCGGGACAACUACAAGUUCCGGGAGACUGUUCAGAUCCCGGGCGCUCGCUGCCUCUACCUGCGGUUCGACCCCAGGUGUUCAUCUCAGUACGACUAUGACAAGUUGAUGACCUUCGCGGGCCCCAGCACCAGCUGCCGGAAGGUCGCGGAGUACGGCGGGAACACGCUCGGCUACGGCAGUCGGAGCGUGCUCGGGUCGGGGUGGCCCAAGGACCUCGUCAAGGUUGAUGGGGACACGGUGACGUUCUCGUUCGAGAUGCGUAGCGGGCGAGAGCAUAACACGCCGGACCGCGCCAUGUGGGGGUUCCUGAUCACCGUCCGCGCACAGGAGGCCUCCGAGGAUGUGUCAGGGGGGCUCCCGUUCCUAACAGACCUGGCGCUGGGCCUGUCGGUCCUCGCCUGCAACAUGCUGCAUAUUCUGUAUCGUGGACCGGAGGUUACACAGGAGGAACAGGCCUGCAGGCAUCUGCUGAAGUCACGGCUGCUGCAGAGAUGCGUUUGGAAGGUGGAGUGCGGCACGGUGAUCUCGCCGGUGACCCCCCCUCCCCACCUGGAGGGGUCGGAGCUGACCUUGACCCGGGGGUCGGGGACGGACACGGAGAAGGAGCCUUCAUCGUCGGACGAGGGAACCCCGAUGGACGAGGACGUGUCCGUGAUGGGCGCCGUCCUGCCGCGGAUCAAACUCUCGCCCGCCAUCAUGCACAAACUCCGCAAACUGUCGGGAAGGGCCGCCCUGCAGUUCAGACCCAGCAUCAGAGAGGUCCUAGAGCCGGAUGUCCUGGAGGAGACGGUGGUUUCCGUGGUGAUUAAGCACCUGGGGCUGUUCGAGAUUCUUCAGCAGCUCAGCGUGAGUGAAGAGGGGACCCAGACCGCAGACUUCCAGCUUCUCUGUGACAUCAUGGGGGAGGCGUUCAAGAAACUCAACGCCUUGGAGAGACAGCUGCAGGCACUGGCGGAAAUGGAGCAGAAAUGGCAAAACGACGUGGAUGAGGCAGGUCAAGGUCAGCUGCACGACAACACGCCCUUCUUCCUGAACUUCCACCUGCAAGAGACGACCAGGAAAGAUCUCGCCCUGCUCUGCUACUUAAAGGAGGUGGAGCUGAACCCGGUCGACCUUGAGGGCACCAUCAAGACGCUGAAGGAGCUGUUUGACAAGGACGUCUCCAUGGCGAUGAAGGAGCGGCCGUUCCUGCUGAAGACGCGGCUGCUGCUGGAGAAACUUCUCGCUCGGGCGGAGCUCCUGCUGCACGUUACCAUAGAAACCGAGGAGAGCGGCCCGGGAUUGGCCAGGAGCAUGUCACAGCAUCCCAGCAGCAUGCCCCCUGGGGGUGACGUCCCGCUCGUGUCCCCUCAUCUGGCCAGGAGCAUCUCCGCCCCCUCAACGUUCGACGCCGAGUCUGGAGGCCUUUCCCAGGGGAGGGCCGAUCUGGGCAGUACAGGAAGGUGGAAGCGGCAGCGGGGCCAGGCCGUGUUCCUACAGGAGCUAGUCGAGGACCGGGGAAAGCCGGACAAACCGGCGCACGCGGUCCUGUUGGACCAGCUGUUCAGCUUCAUCGGAAGCAGCCUGGAGGAAAACGUGUCGUGUUCCAGCUUCCUGUCGGCCGCCUCGGUACGCUGGCAGCGCGGGAACUCACGCAAACAGGCGCUGGUGCACAUGGUGGAGCUUCUGACAGCCGCGGCCCGGGUCGGCGGGGCGACGCAUCUCGUGUCAGCUGUCACCUCCGUACUGCAGCACGGGCCAAAGGUUGAGGAGCUGACCUGUGGCGGGAUGGUGAACCAGGUGAGGGAGGCUUUUGCGGAGACCAUGACGUCAGUGGUGCAGCUGGCCUCCACCUACCCCAUCGCCUGCUCCAACAGCAUCGGCCUGCUCUGUGUCAUCCCUUACACCAGGGCUGAGGAGCGUUGUCUAGUUCGCAGCGGUUUGGUGCAGCUUCUGGACAAACUGUGCAGCCUGAGCAGCUACCGAGACCAGAGCAACACGGAGACGCAGACCAUCAAGCAGCGCGUGUCGGCCAUGGCGUGGGCCGGGUUCCAGGUGCUGUCCAACCGCUGCGUCAUGUGGGAGGACGAGGAAGGUGCAGCCAGUGCGGUGGAGCACAGUGGCUUGGCGCGGCAGGUGUCGGCUCUGCUGACCAAUCACCUGGCUCGAGCCACCGAGUGCAGCGGAGACGAGGCGGCCGGGACGGAGGCUCUGCAGGAGGUUCUCAGUCUACUCAACAACCUGUCCAGGAGUAAGCUGGGCAAGGCGAUCCUGAGCCAGCCGGCCUGCGUCUCCAAACUACUGUCACUUCUACUGGACCAGCGGCCAUCCCCCUAGCUGCUGCUGACAGUACUGCAGCUGUGCAGGGUGGCCUUACCUCUCAUCAGUGCGGAGGACUGUGAGAAGAUCCAGCUGCCGUCCUGGGGGCAGGACAUGCACGUGUUCGAUGGAGGGAUCCAGGAUCCUGCAGCCCGAAUCGCAAGCCUUCUGCUCGCCAAGCUGGGAGACUAUGUGGUCCCUGGAGCCCAGACGGCGCUGUCCCUGGCGUCCCCCGACCACUCCCAGCCGUCGGCCCCGGCGUCUGCAGCAGUGCAUGGUGGGACUGGCGAUCGGGAACGCUUGGAGGAGACGGAGGCUCAGGACGGACGAAUCGCGGUGUACGUACACAAACGGGAGGACCAGAGUUCACACGAGGUCAUCCAGCCGCUACUCAGCUGUGACGGUCGUCCGUUCAGACUGGGCAGUGGAGCCAACAUGGAGAAGGUGGUCAGGAUGGACAGGGACCUCACCAGGAGCGGUCGUGCGGAAGUGAUCACAGAAGACGCAGUAACAGCGAUCCGGCGAGCGGCAAAGUGGGCUCAAGCGGGUCUGGUGGUGAGCACGGGACCUCCCGCUGACGGGACCGGCCAGGAGGGCGGCAGCACGGACCGCAAACGCAUGGCUUCUUCUGCUGUCUGUAGGGAGAAAAAUGCUGAGCUGGCCAGAGCUGACCCCGUGCGACCCUUCAUCAGUGGACAGGUGGCCAACAGCAUGGCAGGCGAGGUCAUCGGCCUUCUGCACGGGCUGCUGACGGCGCCGGAGUCCAGCACGGCUCAGAUCUGGGCGUCAGCUGUGGAGAGGGUGCUGACCCAUGCCCUGCUGUGCCUGCCCACGCUGCUGACCCAGUCGGACGCCGUGCUGUCCCCGUCCUCCAGCGGCCCGGCCAUCGCAGACUUCCUCACCACGGCACGGCAGGUCGUCGCAGCGCUUUGUGCUCUCGGGGGAUUCAGGGAGGGCGUCAAGCCGGGAACUAUGGUGCAGAUCACAGGAGAAGGCAUGCAGGCGGUCCCGGCGCAGGUGGUUUCCAUCUCGGAGCAGCAGGGCGUGGCGACCGUCCGGUUUGAGAGCGCCGACAAGAUGGCGAUCAGCUCGGACACGCUUCAGGUUCCACUCACCCGGGUCCAGCCUCCCAAGGCAGAGGCACUACCACUGGACCAGUUGUCAAUGACAGAGAAGGUUAUCGAAGCCCAGAAAGCCCUGCUGGUUCCACAGCCAGGACAGUGUGUGCCGGCUAUCCAGGCUCCACUUCCUACAGGCACCGAUGGCAGCUCCGCACUCAUGGCAGCUGUCAGGGUCAUGGCAGAGAUCAGGACCAGGUCGUGUAUGGUGUUAGCGACCCACCUGGGUGACCGGAGCUUUGCGGCCAGGUUUGUGGAGAACUCCGCGUCAGUCCUGAACAUCCUCCGCAUCAUGGCCGACGAGUUCACGGCAGGAGAGAGACUUCCUGCUGUUGAGGCCCAGUGUGAGCGGCUGCGCAUGUUGUACAGGGACUGUGCGCGCCCCCCUCCCCCACCCUCUGAGGGGCCAGGCAGACAGCCAAAGGAGAUCACCUGGUGCACGUCUCGAGUCUUCCCGCCGCCUCGUUCCUGCCUCUUCUCACACGGGUUGUCGGGCGUGGCCUUCCUCGGCGACCCGAGCGCAGGGAGUGGGCUGCCCAGGGGAACGUUUCUGUACGCAUCGGCUCCUGUUCCCUCACAGGCUCCGUCCUUCUACUGGGAGAUCGAGGUUUGCUCCUUCGGUGAGACGGACGAUGAGAGUGGACCAAUCAUCUCCUUCGGCUUCGCUCCGACGGCCGAGAAGCGCGACGGCGCCUGGACCAACCCGGUCGGAACUGUCCUCUUCCACAAUAACGGCAGAGCUGUACACUAUAACGGCUCCAGCCUGCUGCAGUGGAAAAGCGCCCGCCUGGACGUCACGCUUUCGGCAGGCGAUGUCGCCGGGAUCGGCUGGGAACGCGUCGGAGAGGCGCCCUCCGUCCAAGGGGAGCAGGUCAAAGGUCGCGUGUACUUCACGUACAACGGCCAGCGGCUGCCUGCAGUUCUUGACGACGUUUCGGGGGGCAUGUGGCCCGUCAUCCACAUCCAGAAAAAGAACACGCGAAUCCGAGCGAACUUCGGGUCGCGGCCUUUUGCGUUUGCUGAGGGUCAGCACCACCGGAACGCCGCGGACAUGUCGGCCGACACCACCGAGGAGAUCAGCGCGACCUUCGGCCUCCUGCCCUUUCACCUGGGCGAGGACAGCGACAGCGAGACGGCGGCCGCGGGCGCUUCGGGGGAGGAGGAGACCCCGCCCCAGGGACCCCCCGUCCGCAUCGCCAUGGCGCCCGAGGCUCAGCCACAGUACAACAGCAGCCUGGCUGUGCAGUACCGACUGCAGCUGAGUUACGACAACUUCCUGACGUCAGGACCUGACAUGAGAGCACCGCUUCUUGUACAGCAGGAGGAUGAGAGUGAUGAUGAAGAUGCAGAAGAGGACCUCCAGCAGGAGGACCACUACGCGCUGCUGGUUAAAGCCUGGGAACAGAAAGUUUUCCCCACGAUCCGCCGCCGCUUCCGCAACGAGGCCGAGCGCAAGUCUGGCCUGGAGCAGAUCAAAGGGGCUCUGCAGCUGGGUAUGGUGGACAUCGCCCGACAGACUGUUGAGUUUUUGUACGAGGAAAAUGGAGGGAUGCCCCGAGACCUGCACCUUCCCACUAUAGAGGACAUCCGGGCGGAAGCAAUGAAGUUCACGAUCGAGCGGGUUCGGAAGGGCAUGACGGUGGUAAUCCGACACCCACAGACGGCCGGCGUGCUGACCACGGGAAGUACCGUGCUUCCGAAGUUCGCUGUACGCGGGAUGCUGAAGACAUUUGGAUCAACAGGAGUGGUCCUCGAUGUGGACUCGCAUAACGAGCUUGUGCAAGUUGAGACCUACCUGCGCAGUGAGGGGGUCCUGGUGAGAUACUGGUACCCGAUCGACAUGCUGGAAAGGCCCCCACAGGGCACCAGAAAGGCGUCCAUCACAGGAGUGGCCAACAUGGACACCUCCAACAUACAGAUCCACAGACAACUGCUGCAGUGUGAGUCGUCGCUGGUGCACUACUACUGUCGCACAGCGCUGCUGUCCCUGCUGUCCCACUGCCGGCCACACAUCCUGGACCGCUGUCCCGUCCCGUCCAUGGUGGAGACCUUCAGCUCGCUGUCCCGCGACAUUGACCCCGACUACAUGCAGCUGCUGUCCAACCAGCUGCUGUCCUGCCCGGCGCCGAACGGCAGCGUGGUUACCUUGUCGCUGGAGGACUCGGUCAGCCCGCAGCGCUGCCUGGUCACGCACGGCUGCGCCGCCUCCACCGUGUUCCACAGCCGCGACCACCCGCUGCGCGAGGAGCUGCGCAAUGCCAUCGUCAUGGCAGCGUGUCACGGGGAGGACACGCUCAUCGACCUGUCCGACCAGCUGUGCGCCUGUCUGCAGACUGCGCCGGAGCUGUUUGCGUACGAAGAGUUCCCGGUAACGGAGACGAAGGUGAACACGGACGCGUACUUUCCCGGCGCCGCCUUCCUCGUCGUGUCCUGCAGAACCGACCCUGACGUGCCCAGGAAGGAUACUGCUCUGUACAAGUCCCCGUGGGCCCGGCUGUUCUGCUACGGCAUCGGCCACCAGCUGCGGAAGAACGGCCAUGUUGCGCUCCAGGAGGUGACGUGCUACCCUCGUGACGCGGCAAUCGCGGGAACCGGUGGCCUGACGCCCCCGCCGCUCGCUGACCAGUACCCGCCGGCUGUCCUGCCGUGCGACCGCGUGCACGUUCGCGUGGGCGUGUCCCCCCCGCCCGGUUACGUGGUGACGAUCCACGCCGUUCCGCCUGAGUUCGCGCUCGCCAUAUCCUUCAUAGAGGAGCUGAUCAGCGUGAAGCACCAGGUGGACAGUAAGGAUGGGAGGAUGGAGGAGCAAGCGGCAAGUUCAUACGACAUCCCAGCCGGUGCGUUUGUGCAUCUGGUGGAGCUGCUGGGCGGAUACGUCUGGAAGUCUGACGUCCCGGCAGCACUGAAGGAGGUGAUGUUCCACCUGCUAGCAGAGCUCCUGCGAGCAUCUCAGCCACGUAAGGAGGACGGCGACGUGUGUUUACUCACCCUCAGCCCGUCCCUCGCGCUGCUGACACACGUCAGUCUCCAGGCCGAGCUGCGGAAGCUGUACGACCACGAGAACAAGCGGCGCACGCGGUCCGACGUCAUCGGCAGCGGAGAGUACUCCCGCUUCUCCUCGUACUUCCACGCACUCAUGGAGGUGGCGCUGGCCGUGGCAGAGGUCACGUCUCCUGUCGGAACCACCGUUCCCGUAACCACGGCGACGGCCGUUACCUCGGCAACCCCCGCCCCCAGCGGAGCGCCGUACCCGUACCCCUCGGCGUCCCCGCCCAGUCCCAUGCUCGGCGCCAAACGGAGAAAAUCCGUGCGAGACGGGAGCGGGACCGGGGAGCGAUGCGGGAAGCACAAGCCGCAGCUCCACCCCGAGUCAGAAGGGGGCGUUUCUAUGGGCAGCAAGCCGGAGGAGAUGCUGUGGUUCCACCGGGCCGUCACCAUGUCUCUCAUCCUGAGGUACCUGGCCUUCCGGGACCCGCAGGGAGAGGUUGUAACAAACGACGCUGUAGCGGACGCAUGCCAGACGCUGACCGUCCCCACCGCCCACUCCCGCCUGCUGGUGCUGUCGGGGAUUCCCAUGCACCUGGAGCAGGGGGCGGUCAGGGACGCCAUCAGGAAGGCCUGUAACAUGUACGGCGGGCUGUUCAGGGACGAGGUGUUCGUGCCCCUGCAGGAGAAGGAAGACCUGCCCGUGCCGCCGGGGGAAGUGUUGUCACCGUCGGCCGCGCCUGUAGAGCAGACAGCAGAAGGGCAGGCGGCAGAACCGGAGGAUGUGGGGGAGGUAGAAGCCGGGCUGGAGGAGGCUGCCAGUGUCGGAGGCCAGGUUGCCAUGGGCGAUGAGGCCAGCACAGCCGCCGACCUUGAGACACAGCAGCUGCUGGCCAGCACGUUGGACAGCGCCCCCCUCCCGGCCCCCCUGGCCUCCCCGGAGCAGGACAGCCCCUCGGCAGACCUCCCCCCUGACGGGCCGCCCCCCUCCCCGCUCGCACCCCCCUGCAUCAAGGGCUACGCCGUGGUGGAGAUACGCUCCAAGAGCAAAAUGGACGACGUGCGAUCCGCCCUGCUGUCCAGCAAAGCCAUCGUGGGCGUGGUGACCUACGACACGGAGGAACUGAUUGACGUGACAACGGACGACAUGCUGUCAGUCAGCCCUGUCAACCUUAACCUGCUGUCUGACCCUCAGGGCAGUCCUGCACUCGGGGACUAUCUCAGGCACAAGAUCCUGUCAAAGUCAUCAGCCAGCGGUCUGACCCAGAAAGCCCAAGACGUCUUGACAGAAAUCUUCCACAGCUGCGUCGUCUCGGAGCACGCCUUCAGUCUGGAGUCUCCCGAACUGGAGCAGCACGAGCUGGUGCAUCUUGGGAAGGACCAGAUCUCCCUGCAGACUCCCAUGAACCACCUGCACGCCUUCUUCUCCAACAUCAAGGGGCCGAAAAAAUCAUUCAUGGAGCAAGUGUCACAGGUGUUGAGAAGAUACGGGGUGCCGAAGCCGAAGUUGAAGGAGUCGGAGAAACCGUGGAAGGGACCGAAGCUGGGAAACGGGAAACCGUCGGGCAAGAAGCUGGCGCAGAAGCCCAGCAAGGAGAAACUGGCUCUGGCGGAGGUCACCGGGGCAAAGGCGGUCGUGCAGAAACCUAGCCCCGGUGAGAAGAAAGGCAAGUCGAAGCCUCAGGAGAAGCCAGGGAAGCCGGGGAAGGACCAGUCGGAGGACGGAGCGAAGAGGGAGACACCAGAAGACAAGUACCUGACUCUGGAGGGCUUCCUGCUGUUCGUGGCAGACAAGACGAAACAAGAUGCUCGAUCCGUGUGGAAGGCAAUCCUGGCCUGCGGAUACGACCUGCACUUCGACAGAUGUGCGUGUGUGGACACGGCCCAUGCUGUACAGACCAGUAAACAGUGGACCCUGCAGAUGGACUGUGCGCUUGUGGAGUACGUCGACUCUCUGUGCCGGCACUUGGCGAUCAGCGCGGCGCGGCUCCACCCACACGAAUUGUACCUGCGGGAGGCUGAACUCGCCAGUCCGGCAUUUGCUUGUUUGCAAGGAGUCCCGGUGGAGAGUCUCAGACUGAGAUUUGCCCUUCUACUGUCCUUGAACAACACCUUGGAGACGUUCUUCCUACCACUGGUUGACCUCCGACCCUGCAGGACGUACCCCAACAGCACGGCGGCGCUGCUGUCACACGCCAGGAGACUCAUGUUCUACGACACUAAGGUUGUUGUGAUGAACAGCAUCCUGAACGCCACGGCGCAGCGAAACCCGAGCCAGGCCGCGCCCGAGAUCACGCUCGACCCACUCGAGAUCGUCGGAGGAGAGGCGGUGACAGCCAUGGGAACACAGUUUUGCCAGGCGGCGCGGCAGCUCAGCAUCGUCCCGUCCUCCCAGCUGUGCGUGAAGCUCGCCAGUGGCGGAGACCCGACUUACGCCUUCAAUGUCAGGUUUACUGGAGAGGAGGUGCACGGCACAAGUGGUUCGUUCCGCCACUUCCUGUGGCAGGUGUGUAAGGAACUGCAGGGACCAAUCCUCAACCUCCUCAUGCUCUGUCCCUCGGCAACAGCCAAUAGGAACAAGGGGAAGUACAUCCUCAGACCAGGACCACUCACAUACGGGGAAGAAAACUACCUGGAGUUUUUCCUGCAGCUGUUGGGAGUUGCGGUUCGUGCUGAUGUGCCCCUGCCCCUUGACCUUUUGACCCCGUUCUGGAAGGGUCUGGUGGGGCUGCCACUUGAUGAGGACGACCUUCAAGAGGCCGACAUUCUGACCUUCAACUACAUCACUAGGCUGGCAGAGGCGGAGACGGAGAGUGAUUUCUGGGCGGUGUGUGCCGAGGUUUGCCCUGCACAGCUGCAGGAGGGGGAGGGGGGCGAACACCCGCUGUGUUCGUUCACCUUCAGCAGUGUGACGGGCGAGGACGUGGAGCUCUGCCCCGGCGGCAGGAACAGGAUGCUCUCGUGGGAGAACCGUGUGGAGUACCUGUUGUGCAUCCGAGCGCUGCGAUUGGACGAGCUGAGGUGUUCUAACCGGAUGGCCCCGGUGCUGGCCGGGCUAGCCACCAUCGUGCCUGUCCAGAUCUUCCACAUCCUGUCCCCGGCUGACCUCGAGCUCAGGACCUGCGGGAUGCCCCAUGUGGAUCUGGCUUUUCUCAGGUCCCACACGAUGUACCAGGUAGGACUGAUGGAGACCGACACGCACAUAGAGUUCUUCUGGAGCUCGCUGGAGAGUUUUUCUCAGGACCAGCUGCGAAAGUUUGUGAAGUUUGCGUGUAACCAGGAGCGGAUCCCGUGCACGUGCCCCUGUAAGGACGGAGGCCCCGACACCGCGCACGUCCCGCCCUACCCCAUGAAGAUCGCACCUCCAGAUGGACCAGGGUCCCCGGACUCGCGGUACAUCCGGGUGGAGACCUGCAUGUUCAUGAUCAAGCUGCCGCAGUACUCCAGCCAGGAGACGAUGACAGAGCGGCUUCUCUACGCCAUCAACUGCCGAGAGGACCCGCUCAGCGGCUGACCUGCAGGCACGGGGCUCACAGAGGGGUUUUCAGACACCCUCAGCGGCUGAACCUGCAGCCAAUGGGCUCACGGAGGGGUUUUCAGAGUACUUGUCAGCACAAACUCUGGGUCUUACAAAGGGUUUAUCAGAAUUUCAGUCAGUGAACAGAGUGGGAGAAUUGUAAAUAUGAUCAGCACAGGUCAGAAUGUUUGUGUUAGCCUUGUGUGUUUGUUAUAGAGUCACUGGAAAUGCUAUUAGGACCAAAGACUGCUGAGCUGCUGCAGUCUGACUGUGAACUGCCAGGGGGCAUCAGUAACUGGAGCAUCACCUGCACUGUUGCACCGUAGGAAGUGAGCAACUGUCUACUUCUAAACCAGUCCAGAUUUGGCAUCAUGCCCUGAUUCUGCUUUCUUAUUGCUGAACUGGUUUUAUCAAAGUCAACGUGAUCAAAGUGGUGCAUUAUCACGAACGUUCAUCUUUGUUGGUAGCAAUCAUAGAAAAUGUUGAACUUUAUUCCAGCACAAAGUUACACAGAGAUCAACGACCACUGUCGCCUUCAUCAGGAUAAUUAAUGACCAAUCACUUCCGAACGUAAAAAUAAAAGUGGUGCAUUGUUGAGUUUUUCCUGCCCACAGAAACUGUUAAGGGCAACAAUCAUUUCCAAGUGAGACCAGAACAUUGAUAGAGCCGCUUACUGUUAGAAUUGCUUCUGUAGCAUGGAAAAUUCGGCAGGUGUAACUUUUUUCAUUACUUUUUGAUGCAUCUACAGUAUAUUCUAUACCUUUCACAUGUGACAUUAGACAGUGUAUAAGUUAACAAGCAACAUGACAAAAUGCAAGGGUGAAAAUGCACCGUUUAAAGGCGUUUUACACCAUAUUAUGUAAAGUGUGAAGAUGCACAUUACUAUAUUUCUUUACUUUAGACCUGAAUUAUGAAGGUGCAACAACUAUUAUAACACUAGAUGUGUCUUUCAUAUACUGCAAUCUGAGGACUUGUAUAUAUAUGUUUUGUAUCUGUAUCUCUAUUUAUCGUAUAGAAGGGUGAGUUGGUGCAAUGCUAUAAGGUGACCUUAUUGUACACAGGACAAAUGUAUGCAGAAUGACCAGGCUUAGCCAUAUAGUGUACUGUACAUACAUGUACGUAUCCUUGUUAUAUUGGGUGUACAGAGUCCGUUCGCACUCUCUGUCUUCUGAAUGUAUCUGGCUGUCAUGAAUGUGUAACCUGCUAAUUAACCCAUUUCAGUGCAGAUGACUGAAGUCGGUUCAAUUAAAAGCU